Akanthomyces muscarius is the source of this 1596-nucleotide messenger RNA. RefSeq lists its product as uncharacterized. NCBI's taxonomy places the organism in Eukaryota, Fungi, Ascomycota, Sordariomycetes, Hypocreales, Cordycipitaceae. The coding region runs from base 1 to 1596 and encodes 531 amino acids. The record is from RefSeq and is a predicted model, not a curated record. The transcript has 3 exons. Gene Ontology annotation, molecular function: monooxygenase activity; iron ion binding; oxidoreductase activity, acting on paired donors, with incorporation or reduction of molecular oxygen.
AUGAUCAAGUCUCCAGAUCUGUUGGCCCUCCUUACUGAUAAGGGACGUCGGGGCACGUUGGAGGCGCUUGCUGUCACCCUGUUUCUUGCGCCCCUCAUCUACCUCGUUAUCAACGAGUUCAUCCGCUACAAUGCCCGCAUCGGCAGGCUGAAGGGCCCCAGAGGUCUGCCUGUCAUCGGUAAUAUCUGGGAUAUUCGUGUCAACGCCGCGGAAAAGUAUCGCGAGUGGGCAAAGACAUUUGGCGAUGUCUACCAGGUUCAGCUGGGCAACAUUCCCGUCGUCGUGAUCAACUCGGCCGCUGCAGCCAAGACCCUUUUUGGCUAUAAUUUGCAGGCCAUGAGCUCCCGUCCAGAAUUCUACACAUUCCACAAGGUUGUUUCUGAUACUGCUGGCACCACCAUCGGCACGUCGCCUUUCAGCGACUCGCUGAAGCGCAGGCGCAAAGGCGCCGCCACCGCGCUCAACAAGCCCUCGAUCCAGACCUACAUCCCCCAUCUGGACAUUGAGUCGCGCGACUUCAUCAAGGAGCUCUACGAGUACGGCGACGCUGGCACGACGCCCACCGACCCCAUGCCCAUGAUUCAGCGGCUGUCGCUGUCGCUCGCCCUGACGCUCAACUGGGGCGUGCGCCUCAAGAGCCAAAAGGACAACCUCUUUGACGAAAUCACCUACGUCGAGGAGGAAAUCAGCCGCUUCCGCUCGACGACGGGCAACCUGCAGGACUACAUCCCGCUGCUGCGCCUCAACCCCAUCAACGGGCACUCGGCCAAGGCCCGCGAGGUGCGCCGCCGCCGCGACGUCUACCUGUCGCGGCUGAACAACGGCCUCGACGAGCGCAUCGCCAACGGCACGCACAAGCCGUGCAUCCAGGCCAACGUCAUCAUGGACGCCGAGGCCAAGCUCAACAAGGCCGAGCUGACAUCCAUCAGCCUGACGAUGCUCUCGGGCGGCCUCGACACCGUCACGACGCAGGUCGCGUGGUUUGUCGCCUUCCUGUCGCAGAACCAGGACAUCCAGGACAAGGCCGUCGCCGAGAUUCGCAAGCUGUACGACGCAGACCACCCCAUGUGCGACGAGCUGGACGACCAAAAGUGCCCCUACGUCGUGGCUCUCGUCAAGGAGUCUCUGCGCUACUUUACCGUUCUGCGGCUGGCCCUUCCGCGGGCCUCGGUCAAGGACGUGCCCUACGGUGCCUGCACCAUCCCCAAGGGCUCGAUCCUGUUCCUCAAUGCAUGGGCAUGCAACAUGGACUCGACUGUGUGGGACGACCCUGACGUCUUCCGCCCCGAGCGCUGGUACGAGCAGCCCGACGCGCCGCUCUUCAGCUACGGAACAGGCUACCGCAUGUGCGCCGGCUCGCUGCUGGCGAACCGCGAGCUGUACCUCGUCUACAUGCGCCUGCUCAGCAGCUUCCGCAUCGAAAAGUAUGACAAUGUCGACUGCCACCCCAUCAGCGGCAACGCGGACCCGACCAGCCUCGUGGCCCUGCCGCACCGAUACCGCGCGCUCUUUGUCCCGCGAAACCCGGUGGCGCUAAAGGCAGCGAUGGAGGAGACGGCGGCGAUGGAGCGGGCAGAUGAUAGCGUUUCAGCGUGA